This is a messenger RNA of Capsella rubella, 1663 nucleotides long. Its product is annotated as ACT domain-containing protein ACR10. The transcript has 6 exons. The record is from RefSeq and is a predicted model, not a curated record. Lineage: Eukaryota; Viridiplantae; Streptophyta; Magnoliopsida; Brassicales; Brassicaceae. The coding region runs from base 182 to 1417 and encodes 411 amino acids.
UCACACAAAACAUGGUUUCAAGUACAACUACACGACGAACAAGUUAAGCUCGACACCUUUGAAUCUCUGACUCUCUCUCUCUCUCUCUCUCUCUCUCUCACAUGCAAUAAAAUCCAGCUACAAACAUCACGGAAGCACAAUAAAAAUCAAGGAAAACCUUUUAAGGGAGAAGAAGAAGAAGAUGGGUAUUUUGUCGGAUGAUGUUGUGAUAAUCAGUCAAUCGGAGAAAGAAGGUGACCCGAGUGUUAUCACCAUCAAUUGUCCUGACAAAACUGGUCUUGGUUGUGAUCUCUGUCGUAUCCUCCUCUUCUUCGGCCUCAACAUUGUCAGAGGAGAUGUAUCGACUGAUGGGAAAUGGUGUUACUUGGUCUUCUGGGUGAUUGGCAAACCAAAUACGAGAUGGAAUUUGUUGAAGAUGAGACUUGUUGAGGCAAGCCCUUCUUUUUCUUGGGCCUUUGGUAUCUCAAGAUGUUACCUUUCUGAUUCUGAGUCUCAGCCUCCCAAGCUUCCUGAUCUUUUCCUAUUGAAGCUAGCUUGUUCUGACCGCACAGGGCUUCUAUAUGAUGUCACGGAGAUUCUUUACAAGCUUGAGAUUAACAUUGAGAAAGUUAAGAUAUCCACUACACCUGAUGGAAAGGUGAUGGACUUGUUCUUUGUCACUGACACUAGAGAACUUUUAGGGACAGUGAAGAGGCGGGACGAAGUUUAUGAGUACCUGAGAGACGCCAUAGGAGAAUCACUGAUCAGCUAUGAUAUUGAACUUGUUGGCCCAGAGAUCGCAGCUCGCUCGCAGGCUUCCUCAUCGGUUGCAGAAACAUUGUUCUCUUCAGAUGUGUCCGGAGAGCAGCUGAGUGGGUUACACACUUCAAGCAAUGUGUCUAUUGCAGUUGACAACUCGCUAAGCCUAGUUCACACCCUCAUUCAUAUCACUUGUCAAGAUCACAAAGGCCUUCUCUAUGAUAUUAUGAGGACCUUCAAGGAUUUCAACAUUCAGAUCUCAUAUGGGCGUUUUACAAUCAAAAGAGGAAGGAACUGUGAGAUCGACUUGUUCAUCGUCCAAUCUGAUGGUCGGAAGAUUCUUGACUCAAGUAAGCUAAAUGCAUUGAUUUUUCGUUUAAGAGCAGAGCUACAACAACCUCUGAGAGUGGUCAUGAUGAACCGAGGUCCAGAUACUGAACUUCUAGUCACAAACCCUGUUGAGUUAUCGGGAAAGGGACGGCCACAAGUCUUCCACGACAUAGCACUUGCCCUCAAGAAGAUCAAUACCUGCAUCUUCUCGGCUGAAAUUGGAAGACACGUGAUGGGAGAAAGAGAAUGGGAGGUGUACAAAGUGUUGAUCAACGAAGAAGAGAGCUUACCAUUCCAGAAAAGCAAGAUAGAGGAACAAGUGUGGACUACUUUAAUGGGUUGGGAGUAAAAAAAAAAUGCUUCAGACUUCAGGAUCAUCAACUAACCUCAGACUCUAUGAUUUACAUUAUGAUGCAAUGAGUGUAUGUAGUUUAAGAUGAUAUGAGCUGAUAUAUAUAUCUGAUAAACUGGGUUUGAGUAUGCUUUUUUUAUGUUGAUAAAAUAGAGAGAUUGUAAGUAGACAAAAGAAGAAUGUUGUAAAUGAGUGUGUGGUUUGAUAGGAAGAAAGAAGUUAAGCUUACGCUAAGUUUUGUUC